AUGGUCAUUAAUACGAUCCACUGGUUCAGGAAGGGCUUGCGGCUCCACGACAACCCGUCGCUCAAGGAAUCUCUGCUGGGAGCGGAUACAGUCCGCUGCGUCUACAUCCUCGACCCCUGGUUCGCGGGCUCUUCCAACGUUGGGAUCAACAGGUGGAGGUUCUUACUGCAGAGCCUUGAGGACUUGGACUCCAGCCUUCGUAAACUCAACUCUCGACUGUUCGUGAUUCGGGGCCAACCCACUGAUGUCUUUCCCAGACUUUUCAAGGAAUGGAAUAUUUCUCGCUUGUCUUACGAGUACGACUCUGAGCCCUUUGGGAAAGAGCGAGAUGCAGCGAUUAAGAAACUGGCCUCUGAGGCCGGAGUGGAGGUGACAGUUCGCAUCUCCCACACACUCUAUGACCUGGACAAGAUCAUAGAGUUAAAUGGAGGUCAGUCCCCUCUCACAUACAAGCGGUUCCAGACCCUCAUCAGUCGUAUGGAUCCUGUGGAGAUGCCCGCGGAGACCAUCACGGCAGAAAUCAUGAGGAAGUGCACUACGCCGCUGUCCGACGACCACGAUGACAAGUUUGGGGUGCCCUCCUUAGAGGAGCUGGGUUUUGAUACUGAGGGUCUGUCGUCAGCUGUGUGGCCGGGGGGAGAGACCGAAGCCCUGACACGACUUGAGAGGCAUUUGGAGAGAAAGGCGUGGGUUGCCAACUUCGAGCGUCCCAGAAUGAACGCCAACUCGCUGCUCGCCAGCCCAACAGGCCUCAGCCCGUACCUCCGCUUCGGCUGCCUCUCCUGUCGCCUCUUCUACUUCAAACUCACCGACCUCUACAGGAAGGUGAAGAAGAACAGCUCACCUCCUCUGUCACUCUACGGCCAGCUGCUGUGGCGCGAGUUCUUCUACACAGCAGCCACCAACAACCCGUGCUUCGACAAGAUGGAGAGCAACCCUAUCUGUGUGCAGAUCCCGUGGGACCGCAACCCCGAGGCACUGGCCAAGUGGGCGGAGGGCCGGACCGGCUUCCCCUGGAUCGAUGCCAUCAUGACCCAGCUGAGGCAAGAGGGCUGGAUCCACCACCUGGCUCGACACGCCGUGGCCUGUUUCCUUACCAGAGGAGACCUGUGGAUCGGCUGGGAGGAGGGCAUGAAGGUGUUUGAGGAGCUGCUGCUGGAUGCAGACUGGAGUGUGAACGCAGGCAGCUGGAUGUGGCUCUCCUGCAGCUCCUUCUUCCAGCAGUUCUUCCACUGCUACUGCCCCGUGGGCUUCGGCCGACGCACAGACCCCAACGGAGAUUACAUACGGCGCUACCUGCCCAUUCUCAGAGGGUUUCCAGCCAAGUAUAUUUAUGAUCCCUGGAACGCCCCAGAGAGCGUGCAGAAAGCAGCCAAAUGUAUAAUCGGGGUGCAUUACCCCAAACCCAUGGUGCACCACGCAGAGGCCAGCCGCCUCAACAUCGAGCGAAUGAAACAGAUCUACCAGCAGCUCUCCUGUUACAGAGGCCUCGGUCUUUUGGCUACAGUUCCAUCCACGCCCACUGGUAACGGAAACAGCGAGACAGGAUUCCCUGUGGAGGCCUCACGUGACGCUGCAGCUCCUUCUGGCUAUCAGAUGCCUGUUCACUCCCAGGCAGACUGGCAAAGCGGUGUCAUGAUGUACAUGCAGGGCGACCAACAAACCAGCAUUGGAACACACCAGCAGGGUUAUCCAGGUACCAGCUCCAGUGUGAUGUGUUACACUCAAGGCACACAGCAGAUUCCUGGUUCAAUGCAGAAAGGACAUGAACUCCACUGCAGCACGCAGGGCAGCGGCAAACGACACAACGAGGACUCCGGACACGGCAAAGGCUCUAAAGUCCUGAGACAGAGCAGCCACUAGAGCGGAGUGGCUGCAGACUUGCUGUCACUGACACGGUGUACAAAGCCUGACACAAAAUGGACGCAAAGACUUACGUUUUUGUUACAGCACUACACUGUUGCAUGAACACAUCUUCAGCCGAAGAAAUCAAAACCCACCAUUCGACACAUUCACAACUUUGUCAAGUAACAGGACUGUAUAUUAUCAUUUGGACUUCGCGGCCUGGUCCGGUGCUGACGACACUGGAGCGGCUGUUACACUGUGCUUGUAUUUGGGUUAAUAUUGCCAGGACUUGUGUCCUUGUGUAUAUAGUGAAUUUGCUAAUUUCAGCUCACAUACAACUUGUACAUAUUUGGAUAUUGUAUGUGUGUUUUCUCUCUUUGUGUAGCCAUAGACCCAUUGAUAUAUUUUUGAUAUGAGAAAUUAAUUGUGGAUGGAUCUUUUUUUUUUUUUCUUUUUGGAAAAUUUUCAAUACAAAUGAAAACAUUUAUAGACCAUCCAUUCUGAAAAAAAAAAGAAUGGUGAAAAUUCUUGCAUCUAUUGUAAUACAGCUGCCUGUCCGCUCAUUUAUUCCACUUUCCGGUUAUUUCUGUUUUUGAGACAUCUAACGUAUCUAUGGACCACGUUCUCAUCAUUUCAUUUCCCUGUCUGAGUAGUAGUUGACUUGUUUGACUCCAUACCACUGUAGAGGCAAAACCAGUAUGGUGUGAACUAUCAAGUGUUUGCAAAAAAAGGUGACAGGAAUACAGAAUCAUCAUAUCAUGGUGUCCCACCCCCUGUAUAAUCCCCCAAUAAAUGUACCACAGGAGAGAACUGCUUCACUUGCUUCUUGUUUCUUGUCAGUGUUGCUUGUUUAAUUAAAACUUGGUUAAAUAUA
Molecule: messenger RNA, 2719 nt
Organism: Acanthopagrus latus (yellowfin seabream)
Lineage: Eukaryota; Metazoa; Chordata; Actinopteri; Spariformes; Sparidae
Product: cryptochrome-1-like
Exons: 14
Coding region: 1-1863 (620 amino acids)
Biological process (GO): negative regulation of DNA-templated transcription; entrainment of circadian clock by photoperiod; circadian regulation of gene expression
Cellular component (GO): nucleus; cytoplasm
Molecular function (GO): FAD binding; DNA binding
Source: RefSeq, a predicted model, not a curated record